AUGUCAAGAAUUAAUCAGUACUUAUUAUGGUUUGCUAACGAAAAUUGUGAUUUUAGACUUCCCGAGAUUCAAUCGAUUAUACAAUUGUACAAUAUUUCUGUUAAAUGGAUUGAAGGACCCAAUGACAGCCCAUUUUGGGUAGUAGAAUUGUCAUACGAAGAUGCUUGUACAAUUGCAAGUCGUUCGGUAUUACUUCGAAGCGUUAUCAAAUUAUGGGGAUUUGGAAAAACUACCGACGAAUUACACGACAGUAUAAAAAAUUAUCCAUCCGAAUUAAUUAGUUCAAAACUUAAAAGUGAUUUAUCAUUUUGUGUCAAUGUGGAAACAUUUGGUAAAACAUUUACUAUGAAAGAAAAAGUUGAUAAAAUUGAACUUUUUAAUUAUUUGCCAGCUCAGGGACCAGUUAAACUUAAUAAUCCAGAUGUGACACUUUAUUAUAUUGAAUAUUACGGUUUGGAUCCGAGCAAUCCACCCGAAAAUCCUUAUAAUUUUUAUUUCGGACAUUGGGUUUGCGACGGACAAAGAAGUUUAAUUAGUGAUUAUUCUUUAAAAAAAAGAAAAUUCAUUGGAAAUACUUCUAUGGAUCCCCAACUUUCGCUUAUUAUGGCAAAUCAAGCAUUAAUCAAAUCCGGAGACAUUGUUAUGGAUCCAUUUGUCGGGUCAGGGUCUCUAUUAGUUGCUGCCGCUCAUUUUGGUGCCUACGUUUUGGGAGUAGAUAUUGACUUUUUAAUGUUACACGGAAAAAGUAGGCCGACCAGAAUACAAAAUAGGUCGAAACCCAGAGGUGAAGAUGAAUCCAUUUAUCAUAACAUGAAACAAUAUGGUAAAGAUAGUCAAUAUUUAGAUGUUAUUGUUGGAGAUUCAUCGUUGCCAUUUUGGCACAGUAGGUUACAAUUGGAUAGUAUUAUAACAGAUCCUCCCUAUGGAAUAAGAGAAGCCACUGAAAGAAUAGGAUCUACAAAAAAUUAUAAAAUAAGCGAAGAUCAUUUGCAAGGUCACAUACCAUCGAAAAUCGAUUACAGUCUCACAGAUAUUUAUACAGAUUUGCUCAACUUUGGAGCGAAACAUUUAAAAUUAAAUGGUCGAUUGGUAUCAUGGAUUCCAUGUCAUAAUUCUGAUUAUUAUUCUUCUACCAUACCGCAACAUCCAUGUUUUAAAUUAGUUUCAAAUUCUCAACAGCCACUAACGAAACAAACGAGUCGAAAAUUGGUCACAUGGGAAAAAGUGAAAGAAGUGAAAAGUGGCGAAGGCAGUUUGGUCGUGAAACAAUUUUCAGGUGGAUUUAGAGAUUAUUAUUUCAAUCGUGAAGAAACUAGAAAACAAAGGAAAGCUAGAUUAGCUAGAGAAUAUAAAGAAAAAAAUUUAGACAAAUAUUUAUUGAAAGAAAAAAACAAUUUUUGA
This is a messenger RNA of Pediculus humanus corporis (human body louse), 1401 nucleotides long. RefSeq lists its product as uncharacterized. The record is from RefSeq and is a predicted model, not a curated record. Gene Ontology annotation, molecular function: nucleic acid binding. Gene Ontology annotation, biological process: methylation. The transcript is spliced from 6 exons. NCBI's taxonomy places the organism in Eukaryota, Metazoa, Arthropoda, Insecta, Psocodea, Pediculidae. Gene Ontology annotation, cellular component: cytoplasm. Bases 1 to 1401 code for a protein of 466 amino acids.